CCCACCUGCGGGGCGGAUUUCGCACUGGCUCCCCUGCCAGCCGGGAUGCUGAGGAGUGCCCAGCGCUUGCACCAGGCCCCAAUGACCAGCCGCAUGGCAUCCCGAGUGCCCCAUGGCAACAGCCCCGCCGGCCCGCCCAGCGGGGCCCAGAACCGCCCCACGGUGCUCACCCGCGGAACCAGCGCCCCCUCCAGGAAGCAGCAGGUGCCACCGUGCCCCGAGGCGAUGGGGGAUCCCCAAACCACCCCCCACCUCCAGGCCCUGCUCCAGGACACCCAGCGCCAGGCACUGCUCAUCCAACAGAUCUCUCCGGAGCCCAGCGCCCGCCCCUCCAUCCUGCACCUCCAGCCCCCGGGCGUGGUGGUGGUGAGAUCCUGCCAUGGCUUGACACAUGGGAUUAACAUAAAAGGCAUGGAGUGGAUUCUGAGGGACCCACCUGCCUCCCGCUACGUCCCCCACUCCCCGGACCGGUCUCCCCCCCAGCGCUGUCCCAGCCCCGGGGACCACAGGGAGCAGAAUGAGAGACCCCCCCGGCAGGAGCCGCUGUGGGCGCAGGAUGGGGCAGCCCGGUGCCGGCGGCAGAGGGAGCUGGUCAAGCACCUGGAGGAGCAGCUGGAGCGGGAGCGGCAGCGCCUGGGGGCCAUGCAGGCCCAGCUGGCCACGAUGGAGGCCACAGACCGAGCCCUUGACCCAGCAGUGUCAGCAAGGGGCCAGCGCUGCCCAACCCAUCCCCCCAACCCCUUGGGCUGGGCCUGCUCGGGAGCUACCCUCCCUGCCCAGAAGGGGGCGCUGCAGAUGCCACUGACCCCCCAGACCCACUCCUGGGGCAGCCAUGGUGUCGGCAUCUUCUCAGACCUGGGCCCCAGCCUGGAGUUUUAUCGGCUCAGCACAGCCCGGCCGCCCUUCACCUACGCGAUGCUGAUCCGCUGGGCCAUUCUAGAGUCCACCAACCGGCAGCUGACGCUAAACGAGAUUUAUCAGUGGUUCAGCCGCAUGUUCGGCUACUUCCGGCACAACACGGCCACCUGGAAGAACGCCGUGCGACACAACCUGAGCCUGCACAAGUGCUUCGUGCGCGUGGAGCACAUGAAAGGCGCCGUGUGGACAGUGGACGAGGACGAGUUCCAGAAGAAGCGGAGCCAGCGGUCGCCCCUGUACGGAGCCCCUGUGUGGGCGGGGCCUCCCCUGUUAGCCACGCCCCCAGAGGGGGUCCAGCGGGGAGGGGCAGGGCCUCCCCUGUUAGCCACGCCCCUUUGCAGGGUCUAGUGGGGCAGUAGGGUCCUUGCCAUUAGCUACAUCCCGGGGGUGGGGUGGGGUGGGCCAAAAGGUGUUAUCCCCACCCCUUCCCCUCCUCAUGCCUUCUCUCCCCCCCAGGCACCUGCUGAAGCACCU
Messenger RNA from Dermochelys coriacea (leatherback sea turtle), 1392 nucleotides. It is a transcript of the gene FOXP3, whose product is annotated as forkhead box P3. Gene Ontology annotation, molecular function: RNA polymerase II cis-regulatory region sequence-specific DNA binding; DNA-binding transcription repressor activity, RNA polymerase II-specific. The record is from RefSeq and is a predicted model, not a curated record. The transcript has 11 exons. Bases 46 to 1266 code for a protein of 406 amino acids. Gene Ontology annotation, cellular component: nucleus. Gene Ontology annotation, biological process: regulation of transcription by RNA polymerase II. NCBI's taxonomy places the organism in Eukaryota, Metazoa, Chordata, Testudines, Dermochelyidae.